UGUUUUCGGGAAGCAUCGCCGCCAUCUUGACACCCUGAGAUAGGUGUACAAAGACCUGGACGAGAUGGCGGCCCAGACACCAAUACCUGGUUGUCCUCGACAUCCAGGGAUGGGGUUUGUUUAUGUCUGUAAAUCGUGUGAAGACCAGUUACUUUGUAUGGAGUGUGUUACAGACAGUCACAACGGACACACGCUGGGUAAACUUACUGAUUACAUGGCGGACCAGAAACGGGAAAUACAGCAAUAUGCCGACAAGCUCUCAAAAACCGAUAUUCCCAAAACUGAGGAAGAUAUCAAGGAAAGUGGACAGCAUGCCAAGAGUGGACGAUAUCAGAAAAUGAUUGAGGGAAUCAGACGUCAGGGAAAACAGAUGAAAGACAACAUCGACAACGCCAUUGACAUACUUGUGAGGAUGUGUACCGAGUUAGAGGAGCGCAAUGCAGAUAUUGCAGAGAAAAACAAAACUGCAUUUACUAAAUAUCUGAGGGAGGACUUGAGACCAAAGCUGGACAGGUGCAAAGAAGUACUGACAUCCGGUACAGCUGUUGACGUCACUACAUUAGCGCGGGAAAUAAGACACGGUGUCUCCACUAUCCCACCAACUCUCAUUGAUUUGCAGAAAGUUGAAUUCAGACACGGGACAAUCUCCAUCGAACUCCUAGAAUGCAUGCUUGGUAAGUUACUAGUCAAUGGAGAAGACGAGUCGAACAAACUUGUUGCGAAAUGUGUGGUUUUGUACGAGUUUCAGACGUCGUGUCAUUUCACUACAUGUCAAACAUGUCUUAAUGGUAAAGAGGCAUGGUUAUCGUUCUGGAAGAAUGAGACCAUAUAUCGAGUGGAUUUGAAAGGCAAAGUCAAAAAGAGGAUAUAUUGUCAGGGAAAAGUAUCAUCGAUGUCCGUAUCUCCAACCACCGGGAGAGUAUGGUUCUGUGUGAGGAAUGACAGAAGUAUCCGGGAAUUCAUGACGGAUGGAGACAUUGUUACACGCUUUAACGUAGGUAGCACACCAUAUACUGUGUGUAUCACUAGUGACGACAUGAUAGUGGUGGGGAUGUCAGGAGGAAUACAAAUGUACACUACCGACGGACGGAUGGUGUCGGCAGGAGCGGGUGGUCCCUGUAGACAGGUAGCAGUAUAUCCUCAUCACAUGACGUCAUGUACACUGACCGGGGAUGUAGCUGCUGUUGAUAAAGAUGGUAUAUUGUUUGAUGACUACAUGGCUGGUAAAGAACCAGGCAAGCAACCGCGCGUCAUAGUGAUGGAUAAACACCUCAACCUGCAGUUUUACUGUAAAGACAUCGGUAUGACCAAAACGGACGGAAGUGACAUUCAAUCAUCAAAGUUUUACCCGUUCGAUGUUUGUUUUGAUGGAGCUGGUGAUGUCCUUGUAACGGAAUUUGUCACCAAGUCAGUAUUACUGAUUGACAGGAAUACUGGACACUACAUGAGGACUGUCUAUACAUCUGAUGGAAGUGUACCUUUGUGUAUCAGUCUAUGUGAUGACGGCAUACUUUGGAUCGGACACCAGUAUCAACUGAUAAAGGUCACCCAAUACAGGUAGACGCUUGACGACUAUGCAUCACUACAUAUAGAAAAACUCAAUGCAUUUUCAUUUCGUAACCAUAGUGACAAUAAACACACGUACAAUAGGAAGAUCUUCAGCCAUCGCCAUCAUAGUAAAACUUAAAGUGAUGACCGACAGUCGUAUAUAGAGACAUCAUGGUCAGGAUUAAGAAUAUAAAGUUCGUUUACUUUGUGACAUCUGUAAGAUGUCUAAUAGAACACAGUGAUUUGUGUAUUAGGUGACCAUGGAGCGUUACGAGGAUAUUCGAAAAUACAAUUAUCUGGACAAACGGGAAGUUUACUUUACCUCUGUCCUCCGUCACAGGGGAUAGGCAUUAUCUUACAAACUUUCCUGAAUAAACCAGAAGUUCACUUCGAUACUCUCUUCCAUACAAAGCCAUUAGCAUUCUCUUGAAGAACAACCAGGCGCUUAGGCAAGGUCUUGUAUAAGUAUCUAUCUAUAUCUAUAUAUCAGGAUAUUUAAUUGACCUUAAUAUUUUAGAAUACCAAUCCAAUUUUGUUAUUUUAAUGAAUAGUUCAAUAUAUCACAUAUUUUCCUUAAAAAAGUGUUUCUUA
Mizuhopecten yessoensis (Yesso scallop) is the source of this 2139-nucleotide messenger RNA. RefSeq lists its product as uncharacterized. NCBI's taxonomy places the organism in Eukaryota, Metazoa, Mollusca, Bivalvia, Pectinida, Pectinidae. Gene Ontology annotation, molecular function: zinc ion binding; protein binding. The record is from RefSeq and is a predicted model, not a curated record. The coding region runs from base 65 to 1561 and encodes 498 amino acids. The transcript has a single exon.